AAUUCGUUUGGAUCUCCCAGUGUGAAAACAUAUUAGCAGGGACUGAGGUUCGCGGAAUAAUAACUAGUUUAUUAAAGCAACGUACAACUGUAAACAAUAAAUAUAAAGCAGGAAUAACUAGAGAACACAAAGGGAAAACUGAGGGGACAUGGGAUGCCAGGAAACUGAAGAAACCUCUGCUAAUGAAACUGAGGAUUUUUCACCAUAUGCUUUUCUUUCUACUUCACAAAUAAAUACUCUUCUAGAAGCACAGGAUCUGGAUGAAGUACAAAGACUAAUCGAAGAGAUUCUUAACUUUAAAGAUCCUCAAACAGAUCUGAAGGAAGCCGUCUUGGUAGACUAUUAUGUGUCCGGUUUCUUAACGGGAAAAGACAUGAACUUUAACCCUCAGCAGCUCACUGGCUUAAUGUGGUUAUUACAUUUUCUAAUAGAAAAUAUUGAGGCCAAACAAAUGUCUCUUGAAGAGAACAUCACAGAGUUGGGAAAAGCCUUCAUUGGCAUAGGACACAGUCCACUCAAGACUACAGGAAAACUAACAUUUUUAAAUGUUGAACAAGCCAAAGAUAUUAUCAACUACAUUAAAAUUAGUUUAUUUCAGCACUAUAAGCUCUAUGAAUGCCUCUUCACUGUGCCAAGGGAUCAAAUGGUUAUAGGAGCAGAGGUUAGAAAGACUCUCAUCUUGAGCAACUUCAAUAACUUGAUAACUUCAAAAAACUUGAUAGCACUACUGUUGUCACUGCAUAAGCAAGUAAUAGAGAUAGCUAAACCAGCAGAAACACCUUUCCCAACACCACUGGAAGAGGGAAUAUUUUCUGAAAUCUAUACAAAAUUUAUAGCACCACCGGCUCCAAAGGAAAACACAGAAAAUAUUAUGGAUGCCACACUGCCUGCGGAGCAUGAUAAGAAGGAAAAUCUGUCAGAUGAAGAUAAUCUCCUAAGUGUGUAUAGCAUUGAUGAAGUGAAGACAGUCUUAGAGGAAGUUACAGCAGAUGCUAUUGAUAGCCUACAGGUUGAGAUAAAUGAAAAGUUAAGGGUUCAGGAAGAGGCCUUCGUUGCAAAAAUAGAAAACCUGAAAAAGCCAUGACAUUCUCAGCAAAGUGUAUGGAACUUCAAGAAUCUCACCCUACACGACUGGAAAAUAUCACCUUUUCGUUAAUUUGCUGUUCAUGCAAAACAUCCCACAAGCAACAGCAGCUCUAUUUAAUCUGUGGUACUAUUUUGGUAGCGAAUAUAUUACAUAUAUAUCAUAUAAACACAUAAAAAUCUUACUUUUAAAGUUCUGUAAAUAUAGCUAACUCAUAGUAUUGUAAGCUGGAUAAAAUAUUGAUAUAACAGAAUAUGUAAUGAAAUACACUAAUAUAAUGUGCAAAUGUUGUUCUUUUUGACUUUCUGUACACACAGUCCCUGUAUUCCCAAAAGUUCACAUAAGGAGUUUUUAAUUCUAUUAGAAAAUAAAAUAAAAAAUCUAAAUUAGUAAACA
Molecule: messenger RNA, 1480 nt
Organism: Pseudophryne corroboree (corroboree frog)
Lineage: Eukaryota; Metazoa; Chordata; Amphibia; Anura; Myobatrachidae
Gene: CABCOCO1
Product: ciliary associated calcium binding coiled-coil 1
Exons: 9
Coding region: 149-1084 (311 amino acids)
Source: RefSeq, a predicted model, not a curated record